Molecule: messenger RNA, 1942 nt
Organism: Klebsormidium nitens
Lineage: Eukaryota; Viridiplantae; Streptophyta; Klebsormidiophyceae; Klebsormidiales; Klebsormidiaceae
Source: the annotation of a GenBank genome assembly
AGACUCCGCAGAGGCGUGUUGCUGUGCUGCACAGGUACACUGCAUUGAUUUGAAUUGAACGUUCACUUGCCCCCGUACGUGCGGAGCUGCUUGUCUGGCUGGGCGCCACAGUCAGCAUGGUGGUGCUGGACCGAGCAGCGGUGGAGGCAGCAGAUGUUGACGGCCAGCCAUGGGGUGGUGCGCUGAAGCUGGCGCUGCCGAACCGUGGCCUGUCAGACGUGGGCGUGCUGGGGCAGUGCCACCUGCUGCAGCGCCUCGACCUGGCGCACAACAGCAUCGCCAGCGUGCAGGCGUUAAGCAGCUGUGCAGCCCUACGCUGGCUCAACCUGACCCACAACUCACUGACCAGCCUUGAUGGUCUGCAGAGCCUGACCUCCUUGAAUGUGCUGAACGUGAGCCACAACACCCUCUCCAGCCUCGACGCUGUCACCAGCCUCCACUCCUUGAACGCCCUCAUCGCCAGCGACAAUGAGCUCAGCAGCCUGCCGUCGCUGGCCCACCUCAGCCGCCUCAAUACGUUAGUGGUGUCGUCCAACCUGCUGCCGUCGUUGGGCACCGCGCUUGCCGCAUGCUCGUCCCUGCUCAAGCUGUCCCUCUCCCACAAUGACGUCACCUCUCUCAAGGGCGCACUCCGCGGCUGCCCCGCCCUGCAGGAACUCCGCUUCGCACACAACUCCGCCAAGGCGCUCCCCUCCGACCUGGCUGCGCUGAGCUCCCUGCGCAUCGUGGACGCGGGCCACAACGCGGUCAGCAAGUGGCGCGGAGUGGCGCUGCUGGCGGAGCUGCCCCGGCUGCGCCAGCUCAACCUGAUGGGCAACCCGCUCACCGCGCACCCAGACUACCGCACCAAGGUCCUGGAGUUGGCCCCCGGUGUGAGCGUGCUCGAUGGCCGCAGGGUGGACCGCGAUUACGUGCAGCCGCAGGGUGAGGCGCAGCCAGACACUGGGGCGGGCGGAAUGGGGGACGGGGGAGAAGACGAGCGGACGGAACAUAAGGGGCGGCCUGCGGGCGGACAGGGAGAUGGGACACCGCAAGAGCGUACAGCCGAAAGAAGAAGAGGUUAUGAAGAAAGCGGCAAGGGCAGCGAAGCAAGUGGCGGGGGUGCGGGGACGGCGAGCAACCACGAGCGAGACACCGGCCUACGAGAGGGCCGAAGCGCAAAGGAAGCGGGGGGGGCGCGGCCAAAUGGAAAACGGAAACGAGGGCCUCGCGGAGACGAGGUAGAGCCAGUGCGGUUGGCAGACGGCGACCCCACGCCGGUGAGCGGUGAAAAGGCAGGGGCGGCAGACAAGGGCGGGGCAAAGGGAGGGCCGGCGAGGCAGGGCGGGGAGGGCACGGAGAGGCGGCAGAAGAAGCGGAAAGCGGAAGGCAAGCUGUCCGCAAAGGAGACGGGCGUGGUGAAGGUCGUGCUGCACGCGGAGAAGAGCGUCGGGAAAGGACAGGGCAAGAAGCCGGCACGCGCGCCGCUCUUGCCUGCUGCACAGCCGCUAGGGGCGGCCCUCGACGUGGGGCUGGGCGGCGGGGGGCCGUCGUCAUGGGGGUGACGCGCGGCAGCCGGGGGCACGAGCAGGCCGUUAUUAGCACAGGCGGCCGACUGCCGCGACGUGCCGGCAGUGGGCUGCGGAGGCCCUGCGUGGCCCGCCGCACGCAUUUAAUAGAGGAGCUGGGAGCCAGAUGCAAGCACGCCUCGCUCCAAGCGUCGUUUGCGCAUACCAGGGCCAGCUCAGAAGACGGUGGCCAAGGAGUGCAUUUUGGAAAAAAACGCGGCUCUCGCUUGAACAGUGGUCAAUUCGGCUGUCAGGCGCUUGGGAGAUGGAUUGCCGGAGCAAGUGAGCCGACUCGUUGUUUCAGUCAUACAAAAAACUGCUCCUCCAGAUUUCAAGCGGUCUUCCUUUGCGAACGAUGUGCCGUCAUGCUGUGCUGCCAACUGCUGAAGAAUUUC